AUGUCUGAACCAGAGAGCCCCGCUCAGGUCCCCGAGGGCCAGCCGAACCCUGUGAUCGUGGGUCCUGGGCUGAAGGCCCUCGAAAAGGAUGCGUAUGCCCAUGCGACGAGUGCGACGCCUGCGAUAGAUUCCUCAUCGAGCGAGGUGCCGUCAUACUUCGCCAGCCUCCCGGGGGCCCAGGAUGAACCCACCGAGUUAUCAGGCAUCGCCUCGCCCGUGCAGGCCGCAAGGAAAGCGUCAUCGGGCAGGGAUUUGCUACGCCGGUUAAGCUUGACCGCGGAGUCGGCGACCUUGCCCCCAAUCGAUCCGCGCAUGGAGCACCCGGGGCUGAAUCUCAGCGGUCGUCUUAUCAGUGCCACAUUCUGUAUCCCCUACAAACUCAACUUCCAACCAGGGUCGGACUGGACGCUCAAGUCACGAUCGGGCACCUCGGCCUUAUUCGAUUCAUUCGCACACCUAGCCUCGGAUGAGACGCCAUGGUCACACACCUUAGUCGGCUGGACGGGGGAGGUCGAACCGAAAUUGGAAGUAAAGUCUGCAUUGCAGCCGGUUGACCCAAAUGCCACGAGCCAGAUCUCGCCCCCCAACAACUCAAUCACUCAGCCACUGAACAAAGCUGCUGCACCGGUUCCCGUCGACGCAACCAAGCAGGCUCCGGCUCACCCGUUGGUGGAGGGCAUUCACGUCACUCAGCAGGACCGGGAGCGACUGGAUGAGCAGCUGAGCUCCGGGCGUCAUGGGCGGGUCCUGCCCGUGUGGCUAUCGGAUGUCGUCGAGGAGCCCCAAGAGACCAUCGUUCUCAAAGAUCAGGGUCGGUGGCGCCGCUAUGCUGAACGCGAGCUAUACCCGUUGCUCCACUACAAGCAGCAUGGCCCGACAGACGGCCGAUCCGAGCGCCGGUGGUGGGGCGACUACCUUCGCCUGAAUCAGCUUUUCGCCGAUCGCAUCGCGGAGGAAUACCAGGAGGGAGACGUUGUGUGGGUCCACGACUAUCACCUCUUCCUCCUGCCCAGCCUGCUGCGGCAGCGCAUCCCCAACAUAUAUGUGGGCUUCUAUCUACACGCGCCUUUCCCCAGCAGUGAGUUCGUCCGAUGCCUUGCGAAGCGCAAGGAGAUUCUAGAGGGAGUACUGGGGGCCAACAUGAUUGGGUUCCAAACCUUCUCCUACUCCCGACACUUUACCUCCUGCUGUACUCGCGUUUUGGGCUUCGAGUCGAACUCGGCCGGGGUCGACGCCUAUGGGGCUCACGUCGCAGUCGAUGUUUUCCCCAUCGGAAUCGACGCUCGUGCGAUUCAAAAAGCUGCCUUUGGAGCGCCAGACAUUGAAAAGGCUGUACAGGGGAUUCGGAAGCUUUACGCCGGAAAGAAAAUCAUCGUCGGCCGUGAUCGACUGGAUAGUGUUCGAGGAGUUGCGCAAAAACUGCAGGCUUUCGAGAUCUUCCUCGAGCGUUAUCCCGAGUGGCGCGAGAAGGUCGUUCUCAUCCAGGUCACAAGUCCGACCAGCGUGGAAGAGGAGAAAGAGGAUCCGAACAACAAAAUUGCAGGCCAGAUCUCGAAUUUGGUCUCGACCAUUAACGGGAGAUUUGGCUCUUUGAGCUUUGCCCCUGUCCAGUAUUAUCCGCAGUACUUGUCCCCGCGAGAGUAUUUCGCUUUGCUGCGAGUGGCAGAUGUCGGACUGAUUACCACGGUGCGAGAUGGCAUGAACACGACGAGUCUAGAGUAUAUCGUUUGCCAACAGACCAACCAUAGCCCUCUGAUUCUCUCCGAAUUCUCUGGUACUGCAGGAACGCUGCCCAGUGCCAUUCACAUCAACCCGUGGGAUCUUGUCGGCGUGGCUGGGGCUAUCAAUCAGGCCCUAAACAUGCCCUCCGAUCAGCGAAAAGACCAACACUUGAAGCUUUACAAGCAUGUGGUCACCAACACCGUUGCCAUGUGGGCCAAGCAGUAUCUUCAUCGCUUGCUGACCAACCUGUCGUCCUUUGAUCAGUCCGUCGCCACACCCGCUCUCGAUCGUGGGAAACUAAUAAAACAAUACCGCAAAGCUCGCCGACGUCUCUUCAUGUUUGAUUAUGACGGCACCCUGACGCCCAUCGUCAAGGAUCCUCAAGCCGCGAUCCCCUCUGAUCGGGUCCUGCGCACGCUCAAGAGCCUGUCGGCCGAUCCCCGCAAUGCAGUCUGGAUUAUCAGUGGACGAGACCAGGCUUUCUUGGACGAGUGGAUGGGCCACAUUCCGGAACUCGGACUGAGUGCCGAGCAUGGCUGUUUCAUCCGACAACCUGGCUCGGACGACUGGGAGAAUCUGGCGGAACGAACUAACAUGGGCUGGCAGAAGGAAGUCGUUGACGUCUUCCAACACUAUACUGAACGAACACAGGGCUCCUUCAUUGAACGGAAACGAGUCGCCUUGACUUGGCACUACCGCCGAGCAGACCCGGAGUACGGUGCUUUCCAGGCUCGCGAAUGUCGGAAGGAGCUGAAGGACACUGUUGCCCAGCGGUGGGAUGUCGAGGUCAUGGCCGGCAAGGCCAACCUGGAGGUGCGACCGACUUUCGUCAACAAGGGAUUCAUCGCCACCCGGCUGGUCAACGAAUAUGGCCCUGCACCUGGGAAGGCUCCGGAGUUUGUUUUGUGUCUGGGGGAUGAUUUCACCGAUGAAGACAUGUUCCGUGCCCUUAAGAAGACUGAUCUGCCCCAGGACCAUGUGUUCUCCGUGACUGUCGGAGCCAGUUCCAAGCAGACUGACGCCAGUUGGCAUUUACUAGAGCCCGCCGAUGUCAUUGGGUCCAUCCAGAUGCUUCUCAGCAAUGCCCCGGAUCGACGAGAGUGA
This is a messenger RNA of Penicillium olsonii, 2826 nucleotides long. NCBI's taxonomy places the organism in Eukaryota, Fungi, Ascomycota, Eurotiomycetes, Eurotiales, Aspergillaceae. The record is from the annotation of a GenBank genome assembly.